AUUUUGUGCUUCAUUUCGCUGUAGAGCGUCACGAAAGUUUCAUCCUUUUUAUUUUAAUUUAAUUUCGCCAAAACGUCGCAAUUACAUAAAAUGGUGUCUUCUAAUCAACCGAGAAAAACAAAAAUAUUUGUGGGCCGGUUACCAGAAAAUUGUCGCAACGAUGAGUUGCGACAACUAUUCUCACGGUUUGGUGAGGUGACGGAAUGCGAUGUUAUGAAUCGAUAUGGUUUCGUACACAUGGCACGAGAGGAAGAUGCAGCUGCGGCCAUCAAAGCACUCCACAAUUCAAUUUUCAAAGGGGCAACCAUCAACGUAGAGCAGUCAACUGGGAAGUCACGCGGAGGUGGUGGAGGACGCCGGGAUGGAGACAGAAGAGGCGGACCUAUGAGAGGUGGUAGAGGAGGACGAGACGGUGGUAGAGACGCUCGUCCUGGACCAUACAAUGAUAGAAGAGUUCUUCCGAUCCAACUCGUUGGUUACGAUGGAUCUGCUGCAGGUGGCGUCGCAGCUGGCUAUACCGAUUACAAUCGAGGUGCUGGGGACUUUAGUGGACGAGGGACCGACUUUGGCACUGGGUAUACCGACCGUGGAGCUUAUGGCCAGAACGUGGGAACUGCUGCGAUGGGAUAUACUUCAACAGCGCCAGGGAUGGGUGGAGGCUAUGGACCUGCUGCUGCUGUAGGAGGAUAUGGCCCGACCGGAACAGCUGAUUAUGGCAGGACUGCUGAUUAUACCCGUGCUGCUGAUUUUGGAGCGAGAACAGAUUAUGUAGUUGGAGCUGGUAUGGCAGGAGAUUUCAACCGUGGAGCACCAGGCCCAGUUGAUUAUGGUCGUACGGAUAAUUUUGGGGCAAGUCGCACAGUUGACUAUACUGCAAGAAAUGAUUAUGAUCGUGCUGCGACAGGACCAAUGAGAAAUGGAGGCGCAGCUGUUGCUGCGACAGGAUAUGGUACUGGCUAUGCUGAUGUUGGAUAUGAUGAGAGUCAUUGGCCAAUGAGUACUGGUCCCAGCUAUAGUACUGGUGCUCCCAGCUAUAAUACUGGUCCUGGACCACAAGCGGAUAUGUUUAGUAGAAGACCCGGUAGUGCCGUUCCCAGUGGUGGAUACCCACCUGUCGGUGGAGGUUAUACCGAAGGAUACGACAGACCUGAUGCAUACGGACCUCCUCCACGUGGCGGCGGCCGAUUACAAACUGGCUGAAAAGGGAAGAAACUACUCAACUUUAAGAUGAACUCAAGGAAGCUGAACUUUGAAAUGAAUACGAGGAGCAAUACCACCAUGAGUACUUACUUUACCAGAUUGUUGGAUACAUUUGGUCAUUGGAUAUGGACAACUAUACGAGCAAAUAGAAUGAAAUGUAUCAAAGACGUAAGAACAAAAUAUGAGUUUUAAGUUUUAUUUAUUUAAAGGUUUAUUUUUAAACUUCAAAUGAAAUUAACAAAUAUUUGAUUUGUUCUUUCAGUAAGUAACAAGAAAGUAUUUUAACAGUUUAUUUUAAAAUAUACUAUUAAUACAAAUGCGUGUGUUUAACAUAUCUAUCUUAGAAACAGUAGACUACCGAAGGACUGAAGAGACCUAUCACGCGACGUGGUGCAUAGUUGUAUUAGCUACCAUAGAUAUUAAAAACACGUUUAACACAGCGAGGUGGGCGGAUAUACUACAAACUAUAAAGGUCUUCAAUGUGUUACUCUAUCUUUGGGGCAUAUGCUAGAGGGACUACCUAUGAAAACGACAAAUUCCAGGGAUAAUUCUCAUCGAUUUUUUAGCAGCUGCACGUUAAGGGGAUUAAGAGAAACAAAGAUGAAACUGAUUACAACUAAGCAGCAGCAGCAGUAGACGAAAGGUGACAGACAUUGAAUUCCUCGAAGGAAAAAACAAAUAAUAAA
Molecule: messenger RNA, 1886 nt
Organism: Polistes dominula (European paper wasp)
Lineage: Eukaryota; Metazoa; Arthropoda; Insecta; Hymenoptera; Vespidae
Cellular component (GO): nucleus
Molecular function (GO): mRNA binding
Source: RefSeq, a predicted model, not a curated record